UCCUCCCUCUUUUCCCUUUGCGCGCGCGCGCGGGGGAGGCUCCUUCCCCGGUCGCCACUUUCGCUUUCGCAGCGCGCCUAACCGGAGAGGGACCCUCCUGCGCCGGCGGCUGGUUGUGUGCGCUGCAAGGCCCUUUCUUCUCUUUCUCCUCCUCCUCCUCCUCCUAAUCCUUCCUCCUUCCUUCUCUCCUUCCUUCCCCACGUGCAGGCGGCGGCGGCGGCCGGGACGGCGCCAUGGCCGGGCUGGAGCUCCUCUACCACUCGGUCUCCCCGGACAUCUCCAGCCCGCAGGACGCCUUGAUCUGCUACCUGCACUGGAAGCUCAUCACGCAAGGCUUCCGCUGCCUCGGCGCCGGCGACGAGCCAGGCGCCAACGAGAGGAAGUCUGAGAUGCUGCCUGCCGGGUGGAACGCAGACAGCGACCUGUUCACCCUCCGCUACAGGAUGAAGGACGAUUCCCGUGACCUACUGCUGAAGGGGAUCAUGAUGGACGGCAGCAUCAUCCUCAAUGCCAUGGAUCCCAAGUUACAGAAAGUGACAGCUUUGACCUUGAAAGUGUCCGACUUCAUCGACCCAGAACACCUGGCUGAUUUUGACAAAGUGUACCAGAACACAGAGGAGCUGCAGGCACAGGUCACGGCCCACAUCGUCUCUCCCUUCGAGGCGGCCAAAGAGAGGAGCGUGGCCAAGGAGGAGCCCCGGCGUGAGCGGAACCCGUCUCCACCCAACCCUCCUGACCACGACCCGCUGUGGAUCCCGCCUCGCCAUCCCCACGGCAGCCGGCAGCCCAACUGGCCAGACCCCAUGGGGCCCUUCGCCGUUGGAGGAGAAGACCUGAACCCCUUUGGGAGCCGGAGCGGUGGGAUGAUCAUGGAUCCGCUGCGUUCAGGGUUUCCAAAUCCCAUUCUCGACCCGUCUUCAGGACUCCCCAACAGGCUGCCUCCAGGAUCCGUGCCUCCCGGUGCCAGAUUCGACCCCUUUGGACCCCCUGGGGCAAACCGGAGUGGGCCAAACCCCGACCACCUGCCGCCGCCCAACUACGACGACAUGUUCAUGUGAGGACUGCUGAGGAGCUGCUCCCCUCGGGUUGAUCGGCACUCAUCUCUGACCCCCAAGCGUUUGGGGCACGGGCUUCCGUCUGCUAGCAGGCCGCCACCCUGUCUCCUGCUUUGAUUUCCCACCACAUAAACCGGAAGAGGAAGGCGUGUGCAUAGAAAUGUGUAUAUGUAUAUAUAUUUUCCCCCUCUCUCUCUUCUCCUGCUGCCCCAAACUCUUUAGGCUGACUUCCCCGUCGCCCUAAAACAGCAGGCGCCCGUGAAAACGGACUGCCGUGCUCUUAACAUCUGCUGGGGGGCUGGUUUUCAAAGGAUGCACAGGGGCCAGGGAGGAAUUGUCCCCUUCCAAAACCUGGGUGUGCCCAGCAACCGAGUUGGCCACUGGUGUUUUCUGACGUCAAUCAUAGCAGGGGCAGGUAGGGAAGAGUUGGACCAAUCGAAAGCCUGGCCUCCAAAAUGCCUCUGCCCUCCCCAGCUUGUCACUCAAAACAAGCUCCAACUUAAAAACCCCUUUUUUCCUUGAAAGGCCAUUUCCCACCCCCUAUUUUCCUAGCUUCUGAUGAAACCAGCUGGCUACCUGGCAAGUCAAAAAAAAACCCCACAAAAAAGGCUCCUUCUUUUCCCAGGUGGCACACUUGAGUUGGCACAGAGCGGGCUGGUAAGAAGCUGAAAUAGCAGCAGGGUGAGUGGGUGUUAGUGGCAGGCAAAUUGAGUUGGCUCCUUGGUCUGAGCAGAGCCAUUUAUAAACAGUGUUUUACCGCUGGCAUCCCUGUCUUGUGAUGAUGUGUUUUGCUUUAGAGGGUAUCUCUUGCAUGCUGGCUCGAGAACAGGCUUCCCAAACUGGAAUUCCCUCCAGAGGUCUAGGACUACAAUCCCCAUCAGGCUCAGCUUGGUGGGGGGGGGGACAGCUGGGUCCCCAGAACUGCCUCUGAAAGCACAGUUAACUGUGGUUCCCCUUCUCCCGUUGCCACACACACACAGCCGUCCCCAGCAAAGUAGGCCCAGAUCAACCCAUUUGUGUUGCAUGCAAGGACGUGGACUUCCUUUGCGGGCUCUGUGCCUUUUGAACUGCAGGCUGGCAGCAGAAAUUCAACAGGUGAAGUUUCCUCCUUUUAUACCCAUGCUAAGGAACAGCAUCCCUCUCCUCGCUCGGCUGCUGUUAAGGGAACAGAUCCAUUAAAAAUAAAACACACAAUAAUAUUGGAUAGCCUACAUGCAAAAAAAGGUCAAUUGUUUCUAUCUGUCUCUUCCUCUUGCGGACUUGGAUUCUGUUCCCCUUAAGUACAAAAGGGCUUUUUAUGCUGCCUGGCUUCUGUUUUGGCUUCUCUGGGUACUAGGGCUUGAAGUGUAGGCGAACAUAUUCUACCCUCUCCCUUCAGGGUAGGGAGCUGGUCGGCCAACACUGCAGGGCUGUGUGGAAAAGGCUUGCCCCCUCUCUCUCUCUUGGGCCAGAAAUGGCGUUCUCUGCCUUAUCUUCCAGGCACUGCCAAACAGCGUUUCUCACGGAAUGGGAACCUGUGACCCUCCGGUCAUCUGAUUCCCAUCAGCCCUGAGCAUCGGCCAUGCUACCUGCAAGGGCUGAUGGGAGUCCGUCAGCAUCCGUAGAGCAUCAGCCUCUCUGUCCCUGAUGCGGCUGAAAGAUUUAGCAGUAUACUCUGCCUUAGAGCAAGUUCCCGCAAUCGUAUUCAAGCAUGGUGGUCACAGUGGCCUUCGAGUUAGCUUUGUGUGUAUGAGAGAGAGAGGACAGUUUUCUUCCUCUAGUUGGCGAAUUUCUAUUAUUCCGCCCCAUCCAUCCCUGCAAAGAGGAGGCACUGCUGUGAUUUUUCAGGUCAGCUGAUAUUAUCAGAUUGUUUUUUCCUGCAAGGCUUGCUGCCGCCACAAGAUGGCUUUAAAUAAAAAAUUGAAAUUGCUGAUUCUCUGAGUGGUGCAGUUGCUUUGCUCUUCACCACGUCACUGGGAGGUCUUGGGAACCCCCUGCCACCAGAGAUGGGAAUAUUUCUGCUUCAAGCAGUUACCAUACCAGCCAGGGGGCUGUUUGGGUGUGGACUGGCAGCACAUGACUUCUGAAAGCCACCUAAGCUCUUAAUAAGCACAGGGAGUAAACCUGGAGUGUUCAUUUCCCCUUGGGGCAUUUCAGUGGCUUUGAGACUUCCAAACUGCUGCAUUUUCUACUUGCUUGAGAACAAAAAGCGGAUGGUCCCUGCUCCGCAGGGACUUAGUCUCUACAGACAGGCUGUGAUUUGAUAUAAUCAGGACUGUGUGUGUUGUCAUAGGGGUGACCUGAGUAGGUGUGUUGCAAGUUAACCCCUUUAAACUAAUAAUAAAAGUUCAUGCUCUUUCA
This is a messenger RNA of Podarcis muralis (Common wall lizard), 3395 nucleotides long. RefSeq names its product proteasome inhibitor subunit 1 (gene PSMF1). Gene Ontology annotation, biological process: proteasome-mediated ubiquitin-dependent protein catabolic process. The record is from RefSeq and is a predicted model, not a curated record. NCBI's taxonomy places the organism in Eukaryota, Metazoa, Chordata, Lepidosauria, Squamata, Lacertidae. Gene Ontology annotation, molecular function: proteasome binding; endopeptidase inhibitor activity.